GCGCGAGGAGAGGCGGCGGUGGUGGGCACUAUGGCCACGCGCGCGGUGAACGCCUACUCGGACACCCCAGCGUGGUUCCCCCCGCACCUCCAAGCGGGCCCGAUGCGGCGCCGCUUCUGGGGCGUGUUCAACUGCUUGUGUGCCGGCGCGUUCGGGGCCCUGGCCGCCGCUUCCGCCAAGCUGGCCUUCAGCAGCGAGGUGCACGUGGGCUUCCGCGCCUUGGGCAUUGCUAUGAUGGCCACCACCAACUCGCUGAUGUGGACGUUCUUUAGCCGGGGCCUCAGUUUCUCCAUGUCGUCGGCUGUUGCGUCUGUCACAGUGACUUUUUCAAACAUCCUCAGCUCGGCCUUGCUGGGGUUUCUGCUGUACGGCGAGUGCCAGGAGGCCCUGUGGUGGGGAGGCGUGUUCCUCAUCCUCUGCGGGCUCAUCCUGACCCACAGCAGCCUGCUGCCGACCCAGAAGGCCCUUGCUCACAAGCAGCAGUAGCGUCGGUGGCUGCGUGCGUCAGCUGGAGAGACAAUGGUGGUGGCUCAGGCACGGGCUGGCGCGUGGGGACCCCUCCCAGGUGACCUGGGGUGCAGCCUUCCGACGGUCAAGCGAAGGGAGAUGCUGCCUAGGGCAGCAGGCUCUGCCCCAGUGGCCUUGGGGGCAGACAGCCUGGCUCCUGCAGGGAACCGCGCACAGCAGGCGCUGCCUGGCGAGACCUGGUGCAGCCACACAGUGCUUUGUUUGAUGUUCACCCUCUCGGGCCGCCCAGGGGCCUUGGCAGAUGCUGGGACCCUGGGGUGGUCUGCCGCAUGGACGCACUGGAACCACGCUGUCAUCGCAGCGCUGUGGCCCGACAAAGGCCAGUCUCGUUUCACCGGGGUCAGUGACUGGUGGGGCUCUCGGACAACUUCGUGCUGGUGUGAUGGGCCGCCUGGGUCAUGCUUCUGAGUCACGGCAGGAGAAGGGAGACCGGGUUCGUGCCCUUUUGUAAAUGAAAACCACCAGGUCCAGAAUACUAAUUCUUUCCGACA
Phyllostomus discolor (pale spear-nosed bat) is the source of this 1019-nucleotide messenger RNA. It is a transcript of the gene TMEM42, whose product is annotated as transmembrane protein 42. NCBI's taxonomy places the organism in Eukaryota, Metazoa, Chordata, Mammalia, Chiroptera, Phyllostomidae. The transcript has 3 exons. Bases 31 to 486 code for a protein of 151 amino acids. The record is from RefSeq and is a predicted model, not a curated record.